This is a messenger RNA of Aspergillus costaricaensis CBS 115574, 7464 nucleotides long. Its product is annotated as fatty acid synthase S-acetyltransferase. Lineage: Eukaryota; Fungi; Ascomycota; Eurotiomycetes; Eurotiales; Aspergillaceae. The transcript has 13 exons. Gene Ontology annotation, molecular function: fatty acid synthase activity; oxidoreductase activity. Gene Ontology annotation, biological process: secondary metabolite biosynthetic process; fatty acid biosynthetic process. Bases 1 to 7464 code for a protein of 2487 amino acids. The record is from RefSeq and is a predicted model, not a curated record.
AUGGCCAUAAACAAUGGAAGCGAGCACGUGGUGGAGGCCUCUGCAAUCCACAUCGAGGAUGUCGGGGAACAACCUCAUCCCGAGCAACCUCCCACCACGCCAUGGAGUCAGAUCGGCGAACUGCCAAGCGGCCCCCUACCACCCAUUGCCAUUGUGGGCAUGGGAAUGAGGUUCCCUGGUAACAUCCGAACUGCAGAGGAAUUUUGGUCGCUGCUAGUGGAGAAAAGAAGCGCCCUAGGCGAAGUCCCUCCAGGCAGGUACCAUGGAGACUCGUUCUAUCACCCAACCAGACCUCAUGAAAUCAAAACCAAACAUGGGUACUUCUUGCAGGAAGAAUAUCUUGGCAAGGUUGACAAGGACUUCGUUGGAAAACCUUCAGAAGCUGGAAGCUUGGAUCCUCAACAACGACUUCUCCUCGAGGUUGUGUGGGAGUGUAUGGAGAAUGCCGGCCAGAUAGACUGGAGAGGCCGCGACAUCGGCUGUUUUGUAGGUAGUUUUGGAGAGGACUGGCUCGAAAUUACCAGCAAAGAUACUCAGUACAUCGACCGGUUCAGAGCCAUGGGGACGGGCGACUUUGCGUUUGCCAACCGAAUAUCAUUCGAAUUUGACCUCAAAGGCCCGAGUAUCACAUAUAAAACGGCAUGCUCAUCUUCUCUGGUCGCAUUACACCAAGCUUGUCAGGCAAUAUACUCUGGUGACUGCUCGGCGGCUAUUGUCGGUGGCAGCAGUAUUAUAUUCUCUCCUACAAUGUCUGUAACAAUGUCCGAUAAUCUGGUCCUGGCUCCCGAUGGCAGAUGCAAAACCUUCGAUGCCUCAGCAGACGGAUACGGGCGCGGAGAAGGCAUCAAUGCCAUAUUCAUUAAGCCGUUGGAAGCUGCCAUACAGGACGGUGAUCCCAUCAGGGCAAUUGUUCGCUCGACAGCAACCAACAGUGAUGGAAAGACUCCGAACAUUUCAACACCGGACCGGGAAAGCCAAGAGACUCUUAUCCGCAAAGCAUACAGCAGGGCGGGGAUCAGCGACCCUUGUCAGACAGCAUUGUUCGAGUGCCAUGGAACGGGAACAACUAUAGGUGACGUGACAGAAACUCAGGCUGUGACUAGCAUUUUCGGAGAGAAAGGGAUAUUUAUCGGUGCGGUAAAACCGAACGUUGGCCACAUGGAAGGCGCAUCUGGCUUGACCAGUGUGAUCAAAGCCGUCCUUUCCUUAGAACAUAGACAGAUUCCCCCAAAUAUAUAUUUUGAGACCCCUCACCCACAGAUUCCAUUUCAGGAGGGCAAAUUAGAGGUACCAAUAGACACAUUACCAUGGCCGGAGGACAAAGAGGCGAGAGUGAGUGUGAACAGCUUUGGGAUCGGAGGAGCAAAUGCGCAUGUUAUACUAGACGCGUUUCAACCGCGCGACACAAUCUUGGCACCAAGAAAACAACCAAAUCAGAUACUAGCUUUAUCUGCAUGGGGAGCAAAUGCCCUGAAUAAGAAAAUUGAACAACUCCGAUCAUACAUCGACCAAAACCCUCAUAAGUUGGGAGAUAUUGCCUUCACGUUUGGUUCUAGGAGGGAUCAUCUAUCUCAUCGUGCUUUUGUGGUUACAGACGGCGGUUCAAUAAAUGCCGAUGCGUUUCAAAGGAGACAUUUACCCGAGCUGCAUGCAUCGGAGAUGAUAUUCGCCUUCACCGGCCAAGGUGCACAGUGGUCUGGAAUGGCUAGGGGCCUCAUUGAAGCAUAUUCCCAAUUCUCCAGCGAUUUACAGAUAAUGGAUAAUACCCUUAAAGGCGUUCCAAACCCGCCAAAGUGGCUCUUACAUGAUACUUUGAUGAACGGCGACCAAACCACAAUGGACCGCGCGGAGUGUUCCCAACCGCUAUGCACCGCCAUUCAGUUGGCUAUGGUCAAUCUUCUCGCGUCAUGUGAUAUACACCCAUCUAAAGUGAUUGGUCAUUCUAGUGGGGAGAUUGCUGCUGCAUAUGCAUCGGGAGCUAUCUCUAUGGAGACAGCUAUAAUUCUAGCAUACUACCGUGGUCAAGUAUCUUCUCAGUCCGAGGGGAAGGGGGCUAUGAUGGCAGUCGGUAUGAACCCAAAACACGUCAGUUCUUACAUUACAGGUGGUGUCGUUGUCGCCUGCUAUAAUAGCCCUGAAAGUGUAACUUUAUCGGGAGACAAGGCAUCGCUGGAAGACGUGGCAUCAAGAAUACGCAGCGACACACCGGACAUACUAAUGAAAAUGCUCCCUGUCCAAGUUGCCUAUCACUCUAGCCACAUGAUGUUCGCAGCAGCCCACUAUGAGGAACUAAUCCGUCCCUACGUGUCCUGUAGGCCGAAGUUGGCAGCUCAAAUGUUUUCGACCAUGACUGGGCAAGAAAUCCAGAAUACAAGCCAGCUGGAUGCAGCUUACUGGAGGGCGAACCUGGAAUCACCAGUCCAGUUCACUGCUGCCAUGGGUGCAGCGCUGAAGUCGGCGUCUGAACUACUGCAGCCCCUUGUCCUAGAGAUUGGGCCACACUCAGCACUUUCGGGGCCUAUCCGUCAGAUCUCCAAGGAUGUGGAAACAACGAACACCUACUGUCCGACCUUAGUGCGAGGGGAGGGCUCCACUUCCACCUUUCUGGAAGCAGUGGGUCAGGCGUAUCUUCACGGCUCACGGGUUCGUUUUGCGGCCGUCAACGGCUCUGGAACCUGUCUGAACGACCUUUCACCUUAUCCCUGGCAAUACGACGACUUAGGCUGGUCCGAAAGUCGACCUCCUCGACAGUGGCGUUUGCGCAAAUUCCCACAUCAUGAAUUGCUUGGUUCACGCACCUUAGAAUCGGGUGACUUAGAGCCUUGUUGGAGAAACAUUCUCCGCCUGGAUGAGGUUCCAUGGAUUUGGGACCACAAUGUUGGCGGCCAAAUAGUGUUUCCUUGUGCUGGCUACAUAGCCAUGGUGGCCGAGGCCGCCAGACAACUCACCGGUUCGGAUACGAUCUUAUUGCGAAACAUACUGAUCAGGAAUGCCUUGCUUUUGGAGCCGAGUCUUGAAUACGAGCUUCUAACAAGCAUGCGACCAGUCACAGUAAAUGACCUAGUGGAAUCCUCAUGGUACGACUUCACGGUUAGUUCGUAUAAUGGUAACUCGUGGAAAAAGCACUGCUCUGGCCAAGUUAAGUCUGGUACACUGAGCGAUCCACCGCCGCCGACAAGGGCCGCUGUAUUCCCAAGACCUCUCUCGUCGCCUUAUUUAUAUCGACAGCUGAAGAAGGCGGGACUGAAAUACGGGACUUCCUUCCAAGGUCUGCAUGACAUUACAGCUAGCCCUUCAUCUUAUGAAGCCGCGGCGACUGUUGAAGACGAUCCAAGCCUGCAUAGUGGUCGCUAUCUUAUUCAUCCUACCGCCAUCGACCAGUGCUUGCAAUUACACUGUGUUGCGGCAUGUCGCGGUAUUGCACCAGGGGCUGGUGUAGUUGGUGUUCCCUCGUAUAUUGGUGAGGUGUACCUAACGCACAGUAGCGAGACCAUGUCAUUGGUGGUCAGUCCUACAUCGUCUGGGCCUAUGUCUGGUAGUUUAGGAGGGGAUUCCCGCCUGAUACGCAGUGAUAGCAGCAUCGCCCUAUUCAUGAGGGACGCCCGUUUCUUUGCGCUAGAAAGUGAAGGAGCGAUCGUACGUGAAGAGCCUUUUCUCUGCUCUCACAUGGACUACAAACCAGAGAUCCGUCUCAAUCGUACAAAAGGCUCAAUCAGGCGCGCUGGUGUGGAUACAGGACUAGAAACAACAGCUAGGCUUGCUGUUUUGGCAAUUUUAGAUUUUGACGUUCUGGUCCGUAAUCUAACACCAACCGUGCCUCAUAUGACAAAGUAUCAGCAGUGGAUUCAGUCCGAGGCUCUUCGGAUAAGAACGGAAGACUAUCACAGCAUUGAAGAGGCACGGAAAUGGGCACUAAUGAGCCCUGGCGAACGCCUCAGUCUAUGGAAAGGCCUACUUGACAAGGUUCCUGAUCUGAGACUGUCGGGGUUCUUUGCGGAUGCGCGAUACUGUCUUGAAUCAGAGAUCGAGUCCCUGAUGGUCGGGAAACAAUCAGCGGCACAGUUACUGGCUCCGCGUGACUCGUGGAAAGACAUAUAUGCCUACGCAGUGGAUAUUUUCAAUUGGGAUCGACUUUUCCGCCUCGUCGCACAUUCCAGUCCUCAGCUGCGAAUCCUCGAAAUUGGCGUUGGAACGGGAUCCGCCACGGUGGCUGCUCUAAGAGCUCUAGUCGAUGCCAGUGGAGAACGAUCCUUCGCCAGAUAUGUUGUGACAGAUGUCACUCCUGGAUUUCUAAUACCCUUGCAGGAGAAAUAUGGAAAUCAAUUAGAGUACGCGGUCCUUGAUAUAUCGCUGUCGCCUGCAGAGCAGGGUUUUGAAGUUGGAGGAUUCGAUCUGGUUAUCGCAUCCAACGUAAUACACGCUACACCGAGUUUGAAUAAGACUCUUAUAAAUGUGAAGACACUACUGAGGCCUGGUGGCUGGUUUGUUCUCCAUGAGCUGUCUGCUGACGUACCUUAUAUUGACUGGGUUAUGGGCACUCUCCCUGGAUGGUGGUUAGGGGAUUCAGACCAGCGUGUCGAUCGACCUUAUGUCAAGGUAGACCGGUGGAACGACGAACUCAUUAAGGCAGGCUUCCUGGAAAUGGAAGACUUCGUAGAUGACGAAGACUUUCCAUUCCAAAUGUCUGCCACCAUGAUAGCAAGGAACGCGCUGUCCAAGCCGUCGAUGUCUGUAAUCGGCCUUCUCGGAACGCUUCAAACUCAAAAGCACCCAUGGGCAGCGGUCAUUGAAAAGAAGCUUUCAAAUUAUGGGCAUACUGUGGAAUGGUGUAUAUUCGGCGAAGAUGUUGAAAAAAGUGUUGUUAUUUCACUUCUUGAUCUUGAUGGUCCUUUCCUUUACGACUUGUCAGGAGAGUCUUUCUCGAACCUUAGGAGUUAUCUCUCUAUUGCCCGCCGGACACUCUGGGUCACCCAGCUUUCUCAAAAGACGUGCUCUGAUCCUCGCUAUGGACUUAUACAGGGAUUUGGACGUACCAUCCGAGCUGAGACCGGCAUGGAUUUCAGGACCCUUGAGAUUGACGAUUUUAUUGAUACUACUGCGGACCUUCUAGUCCGCGUGUUUAACGAGUUUCUCGAUGAGAAGGCCAAUCCGUCUGGCAGAGAUUAUGAAUACACCAUUGAAGACAGCAUUGUAUAUACAACAAGGUGCAACGGCUUAUCAAAAGAGAGGCAGCUGGAAGUUGAAGGCAACUGUGGACCCCUCCGCCUCCAUCCUGGAGUACGCGGUGUCUUAGAUACGCUCCAGUGGGUGGAAGAAGAACGACAGAUGAGCCUGAAGCAGAAUGAGGUAGAAGUGGAGAUGAGGUUUCUUAGCUUGAACUUCAAGGAUCUCAUGUUCGCCUUGGGCCUACUCAUGACCGAUCUUCCUCUGGGUCUAGAGGGCAGCGGUGUUGUCCGCAGAGUAGGAUCGGAAGUGGUUGACUUGCACGCGGGAGACGCCGUGAUCGUCAUUCAGCAGGGCACAUUCAAGACUCAAUUGAUCACGCAGGAAACAAAUUGCAUGCGUAUUCCAGACGAUAUAUCGCUCGAGCAGGCCUCUGCGAUGCCCUGUGUCUACGCAACGGCGAUCUACUCCCUUUUGACGAUAGGAAAUCUGAACAAAGGACAGACUGUGCUCAUUCAUUCAGCGUGCGGUGGUGUUGGGUUGGCAGCGAUCGACAUAUGCCGCAUGGUUGGUGCUGAGAUCUAUGCCACUGUUAGCAGCGAAGAAAAGAUCCAGUUCCUCAUAAGGAACUUUAAUAUUUCACGAGAUCGAAUAUUCGAUUCUCGAAGUGUCUCAUUUUGCAGUGGUGUCCUGGCUGCUACAAACGGACGUGGUGUAGACCUUGUCCUGAACUCACUGGCAGGCGAACUUCUGCAUGCAUCUUGGGACUGCGUGGCCCCAAUGGGCAAGAUGGUUGAGAUUGGUAAGCGUGACAUGCUGGAGCAUGGAAAGCUGGAGAUGGUGCACUUUGCAAAUAACCGCUCGUUCUUUGGUGUUGACUUGAGUGAGAUGCUCGAUGACUGUCCUGAUCUUGUUCGGGGUGUACUCAAUGAGAUGUUUACAUACUGUCAAGAAGGGCGUCUGCAGGCGCAAUUGUUUCCACGGAUGUUCGAGGCAGACGAUAUCGCAAGUGCAUUCCGACAUAUGCAGACAGGCCGGCACAUUGGUAAGAUAGUUGUGAAAAUGCCAGACGUGCCUCAUAGUCUCAAAUAUAAGCCCAUCGAGAAGAGGUACAUCUUCUCUCCUACAAGGUCGUACUUGCUUGUCGGUGGAUUCGGCGGCAUCGGUCGAGUACUAGCGACAUGGAUGGUCACCAACGGCGCUAGACAUCUGGUUAUAAUGUCACGAUCAGCAGGACAAUCUGAGUCUGACCAAGCCUACGUCAAGGAGCUAGAGAGCCAGAGCUGCACAGUGGCUGUAGUCCACGGCAGUGUCGAAAACGCUGAUAGCGUCGAGCAAGCAGUGUCUGCCAGUGAGCAUAUACUCGCAGGAGUCGUCAAUCUCUCCUUAGUACUACAGGAUGAGCUUUUUGCGAACAUGUCGUACGCGCAAUGGAUCGCACCCCAAGGCCCGAAGAUCCGUGGCACAUGGAACCUACACAACGUCUGUUCCGGAAAACAGCUCGACUUCUUCGUCCUCUUCAGCUCCGUCGUAGGAACAUCCGGCAACCCAGGCCAAUCCAACUACGGCGCCGCGAACACCUUCGUCGACGCUUUCGUAACCUACCGCCGCUCGCUAGGCCUUCCAGCAACCCGCGUCACCCUCGGCGCGGUUGAAGAAGUCGGCAACUUCAGUCGCAACACACGCCUAGUCGAGCUCUUCCAAACACAGUCCCGCUUCUCCCUCUCAGAGCAAGAAGUCAUCGACGCAUUCCGUCUCGCCCUACCACACACCAACACCACCACCGACCCUCCCACCCUCAUCUCCUCCCCACUAGACAUAAUGGUUGGCGUAACCUCCUUCCUCAACCCGGACCAAAUGGAAAUCAACAACAGCAAAGCCUCAUUCGAGCAAGACGUGCGCUUCAACAUCCCAUCCCUAAUGCGAACCAGCAAAGCCGAAGCGCACAAUCAAGAAGCCGACGUUCUCCUCCGCCUCUUCGAAGCCAUCGCCAACAACCCUUCCUUCCUAAACGACCCGAAAUGCGAGAGCACCAUUAUCCGCGAACUCGGGAAACGCGUCGGCAAUUUCUCGGCGCAGGCCGGACUCGACGAGAAGCAGAUCGCUAGUUUCCCUAUCGACUCGCUCAUGGGACUGGAAGUUAAGUAUUGGAUUCGACGUAGUUUGGAUCUGGAGACAUCUGUUCUUGAGAUCUCGCAGGCGAAGACUGUAGCUGGUGUAGCGGCGCUGGUUAUGAAGGGUCUACGGACGAAGUAUGGAAUUAGUGCUGAGGAUGCAGUUGCGGAUAGUGGAACUGGCUAG